Lytechinus variegatus (green sea urchin) is the source of this 2489-nucleotide messenger RNA. RefSeq lists its product as uncharacterized. Lineage: Eukaryota; Metazoa; Echinodermata; Echinoidea; Temnopleuroida; Toxopneustidae. The transcript is spliced from 4 exons. The coding region runs from base 285 to 1001 and encodes 238 amino acids. The record is from RefSeq and is a predicted model, not a curated record.
ACUGACUUUAAUAAGGGACGGGACUUUAAGUGACCACGCAAGCGCAUCCAUGUGUUCGUCAGAAAUUUAUUCAUGACAAUAGCCGUCUUUGUUGUGUACAAAUCCAUGAAUUAGAGCUCUGCGGAAUAUAUCAAUUUCAAUCACCCUUUGGAGUAAGUAUUGUAUAUGGGCGCGUUUGCGUUCUGCUCUGCCGUAUACCGUACUCAAAACUGUCUGCUUGUCUGAUGGGUUAUGUUUAUAUACAAGUCAAUCACCUAAUCCAAGUGCUGUACAAGUAGCAGAAAAUGGCGGGCAACGAGGACCUACACAUUGUUUUCAAUUUCUUUGAGAAGAUUCCUAAUCCUCCUGAGCAAGCUUCCUAUGAAGAUGGCAUGAAGCAUAUUUACGAAUAUGUGAGGAGACAGCCGAGUUUCGUCCUAGGUCAGGUCCACAAGAACCUAGACCAAGCGAACGGUUUGUACAAGUACGUGAACUAUGUCGGUUUCAGCAACGGAGACUUCCACGCCUUUCAAGGAGGACCACCCCCGGCAGACUGGAUCAAGGUCGGCACUGAAGGUCUAGGAGGUAGAGAGCUGCGAGUUUGUUACCCAGGUGGUUACGCGGAAUUAGCGACUUCGGCUGAACAGCCAAUGUGUACGACCCGGGCUAAAGAUGAACAAAAUUCUUACUAUCUUCUCGUCAAUUUCAAGGAUUCUGACAUCGAUGAGGCAAGUUACAGCGCUUUUGAGGCGGACUGGAAGACAAAGACCGGAGCGGAUAUCAUCCGUGACGCAUUCCCUGCCGCCAUCGUUGGCGGCGACGUCGGCUUUUACAAGAGACGUCGACCCGGAAUCACUCCGUUCAUCUAUGUUCUCCGCUAUGAAAUACUUCCGGGGGCAUCCCGGGAGUCUGUUCUCCAGUUCCUGCCCACCCUUCGGGAGAAACUAACUGCGGGAGGGGUCCCGUUCAGCAACGUUGGUGCCUACAGUAUCUGUUACAUCUGCGACCCAGUCAAAGCCUGAUUAGAAAUCAAUAAAUCCCGACACCCUCAUAGAUUUUUAACUAGCCUCUUAGUUUAUUCAAAUAUUAACUUAUUGGUAAAUACCAAAUGUUGGUUAAAAAGAAAUUCCAUGCAAAGUGAAUGGGGAUAUUUUUUAAACAACAGUUGGUCGGUUCAUGUUUUAACCAACUUUGGGCAUUGGUUAACCAAAUUUCUGAAAGAGCUUGGCCUUUAUCUUCAACAAUCAUCAUACGAAUUUGAGAUUGUUGGUACUUAUCUGAUCUUCUACCUUGUAGCAAAUAUUUGAUAUUUCAGUACUUUUUAAAAUGUUGUUUGUUGUUGUAAUAAUUUUUGUAGCAAUCAAUUUUGUAAUGUGUUCCAGAUGAAUCAAAGGCCAUAACCCUGGGACCCUCAUUUUGUGAUUAAACCUUUUUUUUUUUUUUUUUUUGCUUUUCAAAUUCACAUCAGCACCCCCAGUGGAAAAAAACGUUCAUAGGGCCUGUCAAGCGCCCUGGGAACCCUAAUAUUUUUUAAGGAUUCAAUUUAAGAAAAAAAGAAUUUAAGGAAAGAAAAUGGAAAAUGAGAACAAGUACUAAUGAGAAGAAACCGUAUACAGCAAUGGAACUAGCAGCCACUCGGAGAGCCCUUUAAAAGUUGCUUCAUUUAUCCCAGGGAUAUCCAUGACCAAAACACCUCUUUUAAUCUGGUCAUUGCUGCUGUAAAAAUAUGAAAAUUUCAUUUUUUUGUAUCAUUGUAAAGGAAAAGAAUCAUUUUGUCGUGUUUGACUUUAUUCAAAAAAUUUGUGAUUUAGGUGAAACUUUUGAUCUAAAACAUGCCACAAAACAUAUUUCACUUGAGGUUAAAGUGGUUAAACUCUUUGAGAAAGAAAGUCUCACAAUUCAAGAGAUUUUGUAGGAAGGUGAAUUCACCACGACAAGGUUAGAAUAAAUCUUGCUUUUUGCUCAUUAGCAUAGGGCUCUGGAGUCUGGUUACAGAUAAAACAAUAUCCAGACUUUUCGCAUUUUCAACGGAGACACUCUCUACAACACACCAAUCCCUUUUAAAAUGCAAACCAAAUCACGAUGGAGAGCUGAGAGGCUUUUGCCGAAAGUUGGCGGACCUGAACAGCAUCGGAAUCUCUUGACUCUGGACAACGACAUAUUUGCAAUUGUAUGAUCUGCUGUCCGAGUCCACCUGACUUUCGACAAAAGCCUCUCAUCUCUCCACUGUGAGUUUAAUUGCAUUUUCAAAGGAAUCUGUGCGUUGUAGAGAGUUUCCCCGUAGUAAAUGCGAAAACUACUUAUUUUUCAUGACACGGACACCUUAAUGUCGUUAUCCCCCCCCCUUCUCCUCUUCCCCUCCCUAUACCUUGGAGUCGCUAUCCUGUUCUGCUUAAGUAAUGUAACUAAUGUACUUUGUUCUAAAAAAACGAGUAACCUGGACUUAUUCUCAAUGUAUACUCCAUUUAGAUUGAUACUGUGAAUAAAGGUGAUAGUCAUGUAUGUAUCGU